CUUUGGCUCUUUACGGAUUAAAAUCUCUAUGCAAAUAUAAAGAACAUAAAAAUAAUAAAGAUAAUGGAAUUAAUAAAACUGGAUUUGCUAUUGAUCUAGCUUUGGCGGUUUUUUGGCUCGCAGCAUCCUUGGCUUGGCUCUCUCCAUUAUACUUAAACAAAUUAUACAUUUGUAACUCGCAAUCCGCUGAUCAAAUUACAUG
Molecule: messenger RNA, 202 nt
Organism: Dentiscutata heterogama
Lineage: Eukaryota; Fungi; Glomeromycota; Glomeromycetes; Diversisporales; Gigasporaceae
Source: the annotation of a GenBank genome assembly